AUGGGGAAUGGAGUGGAAAAAGAGAAUAGAAAUAACCGCGGGAAUGAAUCAUCCAUCGAAAAACGAAUCGAAUCUCCAUCCCUUCUCAUCCUCUCCGAUGUGUUUCUGGAUCGAUCGGAUGUCUUCGAUCGGCUCAAAGAACUCUUCACCAAACACGCGGACGAUUCGUUGCCGCCUUCCUUUCUAUUCUGCGGGGAUUUCGUGUCCUCCAACUUCUCCGUGGAUUCCGCGGGAAUUCGCAGACUCCUCCGUCUGUUUACAUCCCUAGCAGAACUAAUCGCAUCGUUUCCUCGCCUCGUGGAACACGCACACUUCAUUUUUGUUCCAGGCACGCGCGAUGUAGGGGCGAAUGGGCUGUUUCCAAGAGAACCAGUACAACGCACUUUGCAGAUUCAAUGCUGUAGAUUCCUCAGUUCUUUUCACACCCAAUUCAAGAAGUAUUCCACGAACAUCCAGAAAAUAUUCAUUUCACAAGCAAUCCAAGCCGAAUUCGUCUAG
Blastocystis hominis is the source of this 498-nucleotide messenger RNA. RefSeq lists its product as hypothetical. The record is from RefSeq and is a predicted model, not a curated record. NCBI's taxonomy places the organism in Eukaryota, Bigyra, Opalinata, Blastocystidae. Gene Ontology annotation, molecular function: DNA binding. Gene Ontology annotation, biological process: error-prone translesion synthesis; DNA-templated DNA replication. The transcript has a single exon. The coding region runs from base 1 to 498 and encodes 165 amino acids. Gene Ontology annotation, cellular component: epsilon DNA polymerase complex.